This is a messenger RNA of Culicoides brevitarsis, 1146 nucleotides long. RefSeq lists its product as uncharacterized. Bases 407 to 742 code for a protein of 111 amino acids. NCBI's taxonomy places the organism in Eukaryota, Metazoa, Arthropoda, Insecta, Diptera, Ceratopogonidae. The record is from RefSeq and is a predicted model, not a curated record. The transcript has 2 exons.
CAACAUCGUAUUUACUACAAAGCAUUCAUAAUAUUAUUGUGUUUUUUGCAGCUCCAGAAGCAAAUUCACGAGUAACAAGAGAAAAAAAUCAAAGUUGUAAAUUAAACGUGUUGCAUUUGAAGCAAAAAAUAUAUAAAAAUAAACAAAAAACUGGAACAAACAUUUGAAAACCUUGAAACCUCUCGAUAUACAAUCGAAAAAACAGAACAACAGAAGCACGCCAUAAAGUUUCUACGCAUUUUUCGUCACGUACACUUUAAGAGAAACAAAAACUAUCGAGUCUUGUGUCAUUGAACGCAUUUUAGAUCACAAAGUGUGUGCAAAGCGAAAGGAAAAGUGAAAAACUUUUAAAAUUUUCAGUGAAUUAAUGCUCCGAUAGCAUAAAAACGACAAAAAAAUCAGCAACAUGGACAUCUAUUACAUGGGCGAUUGCACUUCUUAUGCUUCUCUGCGAAGCAUCCAUCAUCGCGACUACGAGAAAUAUCCAUAUGGAUCGCUCGAGAAUGCCAAAGUGACUCCCAUGAAGAGUGCUUAUUGUCUCGCUCAAGAAAAAGCGGAACAAAACAAACAAAAAAGCAAGAAAAAGGACUCCUGCCCCUUUUGCAAGGAACAAAAGAAACGGCCAUUGGUAGCUUACAUGCGAAAACGCGAAUGUACCAAGCGAAACGAAAGCAUUUGCGAGGAAGAAGAACAUCAAGAGCCCGAAGAAACAACGAAUCACAAUGCAACCGACAAAAAAUGAACAAAAAUUCUAAUUUUUAAUACAAAUCCAAGAGAAAAAAGUCUUUAUUGGACCAACACACUAAUGCCUUCUUCUAUAAAUGAGCUACAGUUUUGGCCAAAAACAAAAAAAAAAUGUUAAUCAUUCAGAUUAUAUUUAUGAAGAGAUAUGAUUAUUUAUACACUUUGAUCGAUUUUUAGAUCAUAAAUUUUAAAUUAACCUUCUUUUGUAACUUUUUAGUAUAUACUAUUAUUUUGUAUGUAAAAGAUGAAUUAAGAAUUGAUUCGUCAAAAAAAAAAAAAAACAUAAAAAUUGUUAAAUAUUUAGAAAAACAUAAAAAUAAUGUUAAAAAGUCAAAAAUGUAUAAUGUUAAGUUAAAUGUUAAAAAAAUAUUAAGUCAGAUUAUGAAUAAGUAACGACAAUAC